Molecule: messenger RNA, 2134 nt
Organism: Rhododendron vialii
Lineage: Eukaryota; Viridiplantae; Streptophyta; Magnoliopsida; Ericales; Ericaceae
Product: factor of DNA methylation 5-like
Exons: 8
Coding region: 171-1613 (480 amino acids)
Biological process (GO): gene silencing by siRNA-directed DNA methylation
Source: RefSeq, a predicted model, not a curated record
CGAAAACGGCAGUGACACAGAUAAAGUGGUUCACUGUGAACAACAACUAUAGAAGGCAAUAGAAGGUGGUGGUAAGCACUAAGCAGUAGCCUUCCACAUCCCUGUGACCUCUCUCUCUCUCUCUCGCGUCUCAUUUGCGAGCGAAAAGGUGUGGCGAGGGCGUAGAGAUCAUGAUGGCCAAGAGGGUUUCCGAACUGCAAAUGGAAAAUGAGAUCCUACGCGAAAAGCUUCUGUCGGAUCAAAGAGCAAGGAGGCUGAACAUGAGCCUUGCCAAAGAGGUCGACGUGAAGAAUCAGAGAUUGUGCGAAAUGGAGAGCAAAUACGACGAUACUACCCUAUGUCUUGUUAGGAAGAUCGCGGAGAAUGAUAGGCUCCAACAAGCCUUUGAUGAUGAGAUGAAAAGAAUGGAGCUUAUUGAGUGGGAAAAUAAAAGGCUAAAAUGGGAUUUGGAGUGUCAAAGGCGGAAUAUGCAUUCCAUGAAGCUUCAAAAUGAAAAGCUGAAUAAUGACUUGGUGUGUCAAAGACAAGAGCUUGUGCAACGAGCUAAAGACCUGAAGCUGGAGAAAGCCCAAGUUUACCUUGAGCCAGAAAACAUGCCUGCGGAGAGAGAAGAAUUGAAUGACGAGAGCAUUGUUAAAGUGAAGGAAGUGGAAGGAAGAGAGUAUAUGGAGAACCUAAAUGACUCUCUGGUUUAUGAAGUGCGGUUGUGCGAACUGGAGCACAAGUAUGACGAGACUUGUGCGAUUCUUGUCAAGAAGAUUGCAGAGAAUGAUAGGCUCCAUCAAGCAUUUGCCGAAGCGGAGCUUGUUGGGAAGCAAAAUAAGAAGUUGAAGUACGAAUUGCAGUUCACGAAGAGUCAAAAUGAAAAGCUGAAAUGUGACUUGGAAUAUCAGAGACGAGAACUUGUGAAACGAGUUAAAGAAUUGGAGGAGCAAAACUCCCAAGCUUACGUUGCGCCGAAAAACAUACUUGCUGAGAAGGAAGAGUUGAAUAAUCAGAACACUGUCAAAAGCGAUGACCAUCAUGCCUUGAGAGAAGCAUUGGAGGAAAAAGCAGAAGAGAUACAGUAUAUGGAGAAUCUUAAUAGAACACUCACAUUGAAGGAGCGUAUAUCUAAUGAUGAGCUGCAAGAUGCCCGCAAAGAAGCGAUAAGUGGCUUGCAAGAUAUGCUGAGUGACCGAACAAUCCUUAGGAUUAAAAGAAUGGGGGAGGUUGAUCGCAGACCUUUUAAGGAGCUGUGCUUGCAGAAGUGCUCUGUUGGAGACUGUGAUGAGAUGUCUGCCAAACUAUGCUCUUCUUGGGAAGAAGAAAUGAAGAAUCCACACUGGCACCCUUUCAAGAAAAUUACCAUUGAAGGAAGACUGGAGGAAAUCAUUGAUGAAGAUGAAGAUAAGUUGAAAUUGCUAAGAAAUGAGUGUGGUAACGAGGUCUACAAGGCUGUAGCCAAUGCAUUGACUGAAAUGAACAAUUACAAUUCAAGUGGGAUGUAUCCGGUUCCUGAAAUCUGGAAUACAAAGGAGGGAAGAAAAGCCAGCCUGAAAGAGAUCAUCAAUUACUUAAUCAAGCAAUGGAAGACUAAUAAGCGUAAGAGGAAAGUUGGCUUAGCACGUUAGUUGCACUCACAUCGUGCUGAAGGUACUACCUCAAGUAUUAUUCUCGUUAGGCUUUCUUUUGUGCAAAGAUUUUUAAGCGCGUUUUGCUGCUAGUGGAAGUCAAGUAAGAACACCAACUCCAGUACAGGUGAUUCCAUCAUCUCUCGUCAGCAGUUUGAGUCAAUUAACUUCUAGUUUUGUGAACGGUGGGGUCACUGCACAAUGUACAGUAGUAAGGCAAGAUCUUCCCGUAGCUUUUUGGCAACCAGCUCACCCGUUAGCUCAGGUGACAGGCAUGGUUUUGAUUUGGUCCGGUGAUUCAAAAUAGUGGUUUUGCAAUCUCCUGCAAAUAGCCGAAUAUGAUAAUCUUGUUUCCAGAAUUCCCACAAAGACACGUACAGUAGUAUAUAGAAGGAAAUCGCUUGAAAACUGAAAAGUAUUAGUACUUCGGAUAUAAUAUGAAUCUUAUUGUAGGUUUUGUGGCUGUUCAGCAACACAAUUAUAGUAUCACAGACAGUGCAAUCAUGUCUACUUUGCUGUAA